Molecule: messenger RNA, 1838 nt
Organism: Elaeis guineensis (African oil palm)
Lineage: Eukaryota; Viridiplantae; Streptophyta; Magnoliopsida; Arecales; Arecaceae
Product: internal alternative NAD(P)H-ubiquinone oxidoreductase A2, mitochondrial
Cellular component (GO): mitochondrion
Molecular function (GO): NADH dehydrogenase activity
Source: RefSeq, a predicted model, not a curated record
GCUGCCGCCACCGCCUCCCUCAAAGAAGUCCAAAGGCCCGGCGUCCCGAUCCGAACUCGGAUCCCGUUCUCAUGGCGUGGCUUCGAACCCUUGCUCGCUCCUCCCGCUCUCUGCUCUCCUCGAAGCCCUCCCCCUGGAGCGUCUCCGGCUUCCACUCCACCGCGACGGCUGCGGGCGGUGGCGGCUUCUUCUCGGGGCUGGGGUCGACGGAAGCCGGGAAGGACAAACCCAGGUUGGUGGUGCUGGGGACGGGGUGGGCGGGAUGCCGGCUGAUGAAGGGCAUCGACACCAAGCUUUACGACGUGGUGUGCAUUUCCCCAAGGAACCACAUGGUGUUCACCCCUCUCCUUGCCUCCACCUGCGUCGGAACCCUCGAGUUCCGCUCCGUCGCCGAGCCCGUCGGCCGGAUCCAGCCCUCCAUCUCCAGCGCCCCCGGUUCCUACUUCUUCCUUGCCCGAUGCGCCUCCAUCGAUCCCGAUUCCCACACGGUGCAUUGUGAGACCGUUACUGAUGGGAGUGUCAAAGACACUCUGGAGCCGUGGAAAUUUAAGGUUUCAUAUGACAAGUUGGUCAUUGCAUCUGGAGCAGAGGCCUCAACCUUUGGUAUACGAGGUGUAAGAGAGCAUGCUAUCUUUCUCCGAGAGGUUCACCACGCCCAAGAGAUCCGUAGGAAGCUCCUUCUCAAUCUGAUGCUGUCUGAUGUUCCUGGCAUAUCAGAGGAAGAAAAAAGGAGACUGUUGCACUGUGUUGUUAUCGGAGGUGGUCCCACCGGUGUUGAGUUCAGUGGUGAACUUAGUGAUUUCAUCAUUAGAGAUGUCCAUGAACGUUACUCCCACGUUAAAGACUAUAUCCAUGUGACCCUAAUUGAGGCAAAUGAAAUAUUAUCAUCGUUCGAUGUUCGACUCAGAACAUAUGCUACAAAACAACUCACUAAGUCAGGAGUUCGCCUUGUGCGUGGCAUUGUUAAAGAUGUUCAACCUGAGAAGAUAAUUCUUAAUGAUGGCACAGAGGUUCCAUAUGGACUUCUUGUAUGGUCUACUGGUGUUGGUCCUUCACCAUUCAUCAGCUCUUUGCAGUUUCCAAAAUCACCAGGUGGAAGGAUUGGUGUUGAUGAGUGGCUUCGCAUCCCUUCCGUGCAGGAUGUUUUUGCAAUAGGAGAUUGCAGUGGAUUCCUCGAAAGCACAGGCAGACCAGUACUGCCAGCAUUGGCCCAGGUAGCAGAGAGACAAGGGAAAUAUCUGGCUGGCCUAUUGAACCAAGUCUGUAGAGCAGGUGGAGGGCAUGCAAAUCGUGCUGCAAAUUUGGAACUUGGAGCUCCUUUUGUAUAUAGGCAUCUGGGAAGCAUGGCUACAGUUGGCAGAUACAAAGCUCUUGUAGAUCUUCGUCAGAGUAAGGAGGCAAAGGGGCUGUCUCUUGCGGGAUUCAUUAGCUGGUUCAUUUGGCGAUCGGCAUAUCUAACACGUGUUAUUAGUUGGAGGAAUAGAUUCUAUGUGGCAAUUAACUGGGCAACCACAUUUGUAUUUGGUCGUGACAUAAGCCGCAUUUAGAAUAAAUUAGAAAGGUUUUUAAAAGAAAAAAAGAAAGGUAAUGCAGAUAUGCAUAACGGCAAUUGCUUUUCUUUCCCCUUUUGUUUGACCUCAAAAGCAUUGAAAUGUAUCAGGAUGGUUUCUUGUUGCCAAUGUUUACCGAAUAAAGUGGCUUUUGCCAAUUUUGUCAGCGUUAACUUCUAUGAUGUAUGUGCAGACGCAAAAGGGUUUAUUGAAAUUGAAAUACGAAUUUCAAUAAACCCUUGAUUUUUGAUAGUUUGUAAUGAAUGAUCCUGCAAUACUUCUUGCACC